CAACAACAUUAAAUAUACAUGAGCACCAACUUUAGGAGAUCAUUAAGACAUUAACUAUAAAAAUUUUACUAAUUUUGCUUGAUAACUCAAAGCCUAAUACAAGACAAUAGAAUAUUAAAAAAAAAAAUUGGAACACAAGACACACAACAACUGCUCCAAAAAUUUCACUUAAUUUUGCUUUAUUACCCAAACCCUUAUUAGAAGAUAAAAGAAUAUUAAAAAAUAGUAAACGAAAUACAAGGUAAUAAUAUUAAUAAUAAAUCUUUCGUCCGGUCCGGUUGCGUGCGCGGAGCGAACCCCGUGUCCUCCGCCCCAUGAUUCUUUCAUCAGAACUUGCGUCCACGGUGCUCUCCUCGUCGCCGCCUUCCGUCACGCCCUUUCCCGGCCAUCGCCUCUCGCGCUCGUUAUCCACCUUCUCUCGUUCUCCCCGCUCUCCUCCAUCCAUCUUCUUCCCUCUCAUUUCCUUCCUAUCCGCCGCCGUACGGCGGACCUCGAUCCGGCGGAAGGAGCCAGGUUGGAGACGCUGAGCAAGGCUCUGCCCAAGAAAUGGUGGAAUCUUUAGGUACGGGUGGUAUGGGACGAGUUUACGACCAUGGCGAUGGAUGCCUCGGUCGGACCCUCUCCGGCGGGCUCCGGCCGUGUCGGUGCCCGGAUUUCGAGGGCAUUAGGGUUGCCCUGGAUCGCGUGUAAGACUCUUGGCCUUGGGUUCUUGUCCUCUGCUUCCAAACCCUACCCUGCUUUUAUAGGCAAUUUCUUGGAUGAUGCAUUUAAUUCCGAAGGUUCGAGACAGUCCCGCGCUCUUGCAUAAGGUUCGAGAUGGUCAUGCUCCGGUGCAUGUAUUAAAUGGUGAAGCUUCGAGAUGGUCGCGCGUUCUUGCACCCCCACCAGAUACCCCAUGCUCCAGCUGUCAGAAAGUGAAGUCAUCUUUGAACAUCUGGUACUGAUAACAGGUUUGCUUAAUAGUUAUUAUAGAGUGUCAGAGAAAGAUUUUGGAUGGUGGACUUCUGUUCAUCAGUCCAACAUGUAGUCAAGCUCCAUGAAGAGUAGCUGCAGUCUCUGAGCACCAGAUGAACCCAGUUGUUAGACUACAUAAGAGAGGCUGCUGUGAUUGCAACAAGACCAGUCACUGUUUGAUGUUUUAAGAUUGGAAUCACUGUUUCUUCUUGGGAGUCCUGGUUCUUCUACUUGUGAGUGGCGAGCUUGGCAACUGUGACCAGAGACCAAUGAUCAAAGUGAUCGGCUUGCUCUUCACCUUUCCCACUUCCAUGCAUGGCAGUCUCUUGGAUCAUUCCAUCUUCUCAUGCCUUGGUGGCUUUGGGGCUUCAUGAUCGUGGCUUGAUGCCCCCCUAUCGUGGCAUUGGGGCAUCACUUGGUUCGUGUUAGUUCUUUGGGUUUGAACAACAGGAAUAGGAUGAAUUUGCAAUCCUCAGAAAUGGAAUUGGUUACCUAUUUCUCUUUUUUCGUCUUCCCUGUUACUAUCAUGACACAGGAUUGGAGAUUUAUCCAUCUGCAAGAAAACCCCUCAUCAUGCUCUUGACAAACGGUAGAUUUGAUUUAUCCAACUAAUAUAAAUUUUUUAUCCAAUACCUGUCAGUCUUUUUCAUGAUUUCUAUUUAUCUAGUGGCUAUCUAAUAGACAUAUUCUGAUAUUCCUUUUUCCCUCAUGUUAACCACAAUAAUGUGGAUUCAGUAGAAAGAGAGUGUCCAUAUCCUCUCACUAGCGUUCUUCAGAAAAACCAUCCUAUAGAAACAACACAUGUAUGUAAGCACUCGCAAAUUGCUCCGACAUCAAAAAUAAGCACCAGCUGUUGGAAAAAGAACGAAGUACUUGAUUUAAGCUUGCCUUCAUUAGAUUAGCCAAAAGCACCUUUGUGCCGCUACACUACAAGAAGUCCAGAAGAAAUAGAAAAUAAAAUAAGAAAACACAAAAUAAUCGAUCUCCCCGUUCGAGGCCGUGUUAGGAUUGCUGCGCCCCGAGCACCGUGUUGCCCCAAGAUUCCCUGAUGAUUGAGCUCGGCUUCGGUUCUCUUCCUCCAAGAAUUUUGCCCUAUCCUUCUCAAUCCUCGUUACCUGGAACACCCUUCUCAAUCCUCGUUACCUGGAACACCCUCCUCGGCCCCUCCGCUUCCCUCAGCUUUUGAUGCCUUCGUUUUCUUACAGCGGGGUUUCCAGCCGCCAGAUCGUGGUUAUUGUUGCGGCAGCGACCAGAAAAUGCCCCGUCUGCGGCGGGAUCUUUAGGUAAGAGUGGUAUGGGACGGCAUGACAUCGGUGGCGCUGAGGGCAUCGGUCGGACCCUCUCCGGUGGGCUCCGGGCGUGCCGGUGCCCGGACAUGGACGGCGUUAGGGUUGUUCUGGAUUCCGGAAUAUGUGGCCGGACUCGACGCGGAGUCGACUUCUUGGGGGUAUGCUUCCCAAACCCUAUAAGAAAUUUCUUGACUGAUGAAUUUAAUUUGGAAGGUUCGAGACCGUUACGCGUUUGUGCAUGUAUUAAUGGCGAAAGUUCCGGCUUGUCACUCAUUCUUGCAUCCCCGAUAGACACCAUGCUGAAGCUGUCGGAAAGUGGUGAUAAUUAUGUGCAGUUAAAUUCGAAUAGAUAUCAAUUUGAGAUCUGGUGGUUCACAGGGUAUGUGCUGGUAGCAUUCCAUUAAAUGGAUUCAUUGCAAAGUAGAUGCUUCUUGCUCCGUCAACUGGUAAACUCAGAAUGAACACAUUGCAUUCCCCAAGAUUAAGGCUUAGUGCCUUUUGCCAUGGUUGCUAUCUCCCGAAGCAACAGAAGUUUGUGACUUUACCCUGAAGUCUAUAAAAGUUAAUCUGCAGUCUGAUAUGCUUUUUGCUACAAAAAAUCAAACAGCACAGCUACUGAUUUAGGACUGUAUGCACUGGUUUAUCAGUUUUGGCUGAUUGUAUUAGUUUUAAACACUAAUCAGUCACUCUUGCAUUCAAAAGUUUUUUUUCCUUGCAUAGAUGCAACAUGCUUAUUCAGUAAAUAAUAAUAAAGAUCAUGAAGUAAUUGGGAAUGGGGAAAUAAGGCUUAUUGCUUAACAUCAGAGAAAUAUUUCUGAUAUAUGGCUUCUGUUCACCAGUCUAGCAUGUUGUCAAGGUCCUUGAAGUAUAGUUGCAACUUGCAAGUGCAUACGCAACUAGAUUUUCAUCCAAGCUUUCUGAUUUUGACACUAUUUAUCAGAUGUGCAGUUUUAUAGUUUCAUCUUAGCUGCAUUUAUACUUAUUUUUAACUUCACUUGGCAUCUCAUUUCUCUUAUAUCAUAUGAUUUUUUGUAUUUUUCUCGUCCAUUUUUUUUAAAUUUUCUGAUGUCUUUUUAUCAGUGUGGCAUUAGGAUUAAAAACAAAGACAUCUUUAUUCUUCAAAAAGAAUCAAUGCUGAGUUUUCAUGUGGUGUGCCGUUGUCAGAAUUCAUAAGGCACCUUUUGUGGUAUCUUGUGACCUAUAAAAUUGUAGAACAUCUGGUAACUAGUUACAAAAUACUUAUCUUUGUUAAAUUUUUUUUGCCAAGUUAUUCAGUCCUAUCAUUGUGCUAUAAUUUCUGGUGUACAACUUCUUGAAGUCGGAAGAGUAACAGCUUUCUUUACCAAAGUGAUGCCUUUGGUACUGUAUAUAGUCAUAGCCAAACUCAUUAUUGGUGCAACUGCUUGUUUCAUUAUGUUCUUUCGCCUGCAUUAUUUUUGUCUUCAUGGAUUUCUUUAUCCUAGAUUCAUAUUAAAAUUCCUAGUCAUGGUGACUCUGAAGACGGGAUUUCAGUUAUGAGAAUGUACCACAGAUUGAUUUAGUAAAUCAGAAACUUGUUAUUGUCAAUACAAUUCGAUAUGUUUUAGAGAAUGGCAUUCGAAAAGAACCAGAAGGAAAAAGAAACUUGUGAAAAAGUUCCUAUGAAGUUCAUUAGUGAAAAACAUCUGCCGGCGUUGCAUUAUGGGACUCUGCUUCUGUUGGUCCUCAUCAGCUUUUCUCGUGAAUGUAUCUAUACAAGGAAUGUAUCAUAUACUCAUCCUACAAAAAAAAAAUCUUCUGCAGUUGAUAUAUGUAAGUGAAAAUUUUCGCAACACUGACAGAACUAACCACAUGUAAUGAACAAAAUGUCAGAAUGUCGUCAUCAAUUUAGAAGCACCAUGGAGAUAAUCCAAGCAGCAAAAUCUAAACAUUCAAUCAUCAUAAAAUCAUAAAACUUUAUCAUGUAGGAACUAAAUGCUAAUGUUACUGGUUGCACAUAACCUCUUGCUAAUUAUGGUUUACACCAUGCUUCGUAACGUCAGUUGAUUCGAUAGCAUGUAUGCAAUCUUGAGGAUGACGGAUCCAGUAUAACGUUGUGCCUGAAAAGGGAGAACUUUAUCUGAUUCUAUGCAUUCAUUGAGUUUGAAAAUGGAGAAAUUUAUCUGACACUUAGCAAUAAAAAUCGACACAUUAUUCUCGUGCAGGUUUAAUGUAUCUUUUUGUUUCUAAAUUUACCUUGAAAUUAAAAAUUUGAAGUGCUAGGAAACUCAAGAACAUCUCUUACCAUAAUAAUGAAUAUUUGUCUCUUGUCAAGUUCAUUUGCUUGCUGGUUAACAUGUGGGAUGAAAAUUGCUGAGUUGAUGUGUCAAACACUGUCUGGACUUUUUAGUUGCAACCUACUAAAUUACACUGGUUUAUCAAGUUGGCUCUUCCAAGCACGUCAGAGAAGGAAGCCCACCGACUAAUGGGAGAUGUUAUGGAGGAAGUACUUUUGGUGAUCUUUCCAUGCUGCAUGUUGAAUCCCUGAAACAGUGGUGAAGGUAAACUUUGUAGAUCGAUCUGUUAAUAAUGGAGACUUGACUUUUCUGAAAACCUAUUUAGUAAAGACAAUCUUCAAAGUAGCAUGUUGUUUCUAGUGCAAAUCAAAUAUGUAGUUGAUCUUGGAAAAUCUAGAGCCUGCUGGUCUGUGCAUCAUCGCAUAAAAAAAUUGAGGGAACUGUUGGUUAAGAGGCUUGAAACCCAUUUUAGUGAAAUGAUAAAGAGGGCUGCUCAAUGGAUUUCAAUAUAGGACAAUACAUUCUUAUAUAGUUGAACUGCUUGGUAUCAUAAUCAGUUGUGAUGUUCUCAAUGCCACAGGUUCCCCAAACUCUGAUGGAUUUAAUAAAAUCGCAGCUGCAUUUCAUUUUGCUGUUAUGUCUUUUCUUUUAAUGAAACUAGCUAAUCUGAGCCUAGCUGAGGUCUCAUUUUGGAGAAAUUCCAUCCCGUUGUGCAUCUGCUAUUUGCUUUACAUGAGCUAAGGGAUGGAUGCUGUGAGCCAAGUUUAUGUAAAUGAUCCUUCACUCCUUUUUAGUGCAAACUAGGGUGAUGGAAGAAGAAUCUGAGUUAGCUAUCAAAAGUUCUGAUCUAUAAUUCCUCUUUUCAACAGGGCAACCAAGGUUACGGAAGUGGUUUUUCCUGGGUAGAAAGUUAUGCUACUAACUUCUGUGAAUUAAUAUGAGGUAACCUUACUUGUGUUCAUUUCGUUCUUCUACAAACAAGCCUAUGAUGUAGCACCUAGACUUUUUUUUAAAAAAAAAAAACAAAGAAAAAACAAUGCGCAUUGAAUUGAUUAAACGAUCUAGGGGUUGUGAUUAUAAUAACAAAUUAAUAAUGCUAUAUAUUUUUCACAAAUCAAAGCAUUGGCUCCCACCCUAGGAAUUCUUUCUCAUGCAAAGGUUCCAAAAUGCGAAUUAGAAUAAUUUCAACAAGUGUUUUAUUGGCGUAGAAAUAUCUCAUGUCGAGUUGAAGUGUUGGACAACUUCAUUUUCCUACUCUGGAACAAGAAAGGAAAAUAGAUAAAAGGUGGGGUAAAUGGCUCGGUACUUUGUACGAACAGAUGGGCCUCGCAAUUUGGGUGGCCCAGGUCCCCUUGAGCCCGGUUCCAGUUGGGGAGGCCGGUGGAUGCUUUAUGAACCGACCCAGGUGCAACCCAUCUAGAAAUUGUCCCGAAACCGAGCUAGGGCUUUCGCUCAUUACCAUCUCGGGGUCUGAAAGAUCCCGAAGCCAACGGCUUGGCUCUCGCUCUCCCUAUGAAUUCUUCAACCCUAGAUCAGAUUGAGGUGCCGAUUCCAACACGUAAAAAUUCUUCCUCUUUUUCUUCUUCUUCUUCUUCUUCUUGAUUUGCGCAAGUUUGGAAAGAUCUCAUCUAGGGAUCUAAAGUUUCGAUCUUUCGCCACUGUUCCAUUAUCCUAGGGUUUCGAGAAUUAGGUUUUAUUGAUGGAGAGAUUCGGGGACGACUUGCUAGGGUUCGUGCUGAAGAGGGUCACCGAUAGAAGAGACCGCCAAUCUUGCUCGGAGGUCUCGAGGCAGUGGGCGAGAGUGGAGGGCCUCACCCGCGCUUCUCUUCGAGUCCUCGAACCUGCAUUCAUGCCUUCUUUCCUCCCAAGGUUCCCGAAUCUAGUAACCCUCGAGACCGGCAAGAGAAUUCCUGAUUUCAGCCUUGAGACCGUGGCGACAACGUGCCCCAAUCUCCGAACGCUCAACCUGAAUGUCCAUCUAAACCUCAUGGCGUCUCGAGAAUUCGAGGAAUCGGAAUUGGAUGAUGUCAGUGAUAAUGGGUUGCGUGCCGUUGCUGCCGGGUGCCGGCAGCUGAUGAAUGUCACCCUAAGAAGGAGAAAAGGAAUCGCAGAUGUCGGUGUGAUUGCCCUAGCAAGGAAUGCCAGGAAUUUAUCAGUUCUUGAUCUGUCAUGGUGUGAUAGCAUCACCAAUAUGGCGCUCAGCGCGAUUAGCAUGCUGAGCUCGUUGACAGUUUUGUGCCUCCAAGGAUGCACCUUGGUGACAGAUUUGGGCUUGUGUUAUUUGGCCAUGGGAUCGUCGUCGAGAACUCUAAGGAAACUGGAUCUCUCUGAAUGCCAUCAGAUUACAGAUACUGGUGUCUGUAUGUUGUCGGAGAUGUCUGGUUUGCAGGAAUUGAAUCUGGCAGAGUGUGGCUCAGCAAUUACUGACAUAGGUGGUGUUGCCCUUGCUGCGGUUCAUAGUCUCGCGAGAUUGGAUUUGUCAUACAUCAUCAAUCUAUCAGAUGUGACACUCUUUGCUGUGGCUCGGAACUGCAGGAAUCUGGUGAAGAUGAAUGUGGCAGGUUGCGAACUGAUCACUGGUGAGGGGAUCCGAUCAUUCUCAGGCCACGGAUCGUUGGAGAUCCUUGUGUUAGUUUCUUGUUGUAAUGUCUCUGCUGAUGAUGUUGAGCAUACAGUGUUGGCCUGUCGGUCUUUGAGGUAUGUGGGGUUGGAUGGGGCACUAAGGGGCUGGAUGUCGUCUUCAGUGCAGGAGAAGCUUAGUCAGAUGUGCAGGAUAGAUUGGUUCUGAGAGGCCGAUCCAAUGACUUGUGUUGGUUGUUGGAUGUCUGCACCUUGAAGUCUCAUAUUUUUUUCUUCUAUUUAUCUUUUGAAUUUUCAUGAUCUUUUCUGUUUAUUGGGUCCACAUUUCUAUACAGUUGCAAGUUAAUUGGAUGAUUUUUAGCAAAAUACAAAUUUUAUCUUCUGUA
Phoenix dactylifera (date palm) is the source of this 7464-nucleotide messenger RNA. The record is from RefSeq and is a predicted model, not a curated record. Lineage: Eukaryota; Viridiplantae; Streptophyta; Magnoliopsida; Arecales; Arecaceae.